Messenger RNA from Paramormyrops kingsleyae, 1585 nucleotides. It is a transcript of the gene efcab10, whose product is annotated as EF-hand calcium binding domain 10. The record is from RefSeq and is a predicted model, not a curated record. Lineage: Eukaryota; Metazoa; Chordata; Actinopteri; Osteoglossiformes; Mormyridae.
AUGGUGCAUCUCGAUGUAAGUGUGUGUGUUUGUGCGGAUUCCGGUUUGGGCGGGACUUCUGUGUGAACCUGCUUGUGUUUAUUCACCCAAAUCUAUGAGCGCUUCAGGAAAGCACCUCCUGGGUCUAAUUUAUGAAAACCAGUCUUCUGCGCUUCAGGAUCAACAUCCAUAUCUUCCGGAGCUGACAGACUGCUGAUAGUUUUGAAAACAAUGAAUUUCGCUGCUGCUGGUGAGCAACAGGCUCAGUGCAGACAGGAAGCUGUACUCACUGCACCCCAAACUCCGCGUACAGAUAUAUUUGUAUAGAUCCUAAACAGUCCCGGGUUUCACAGACCCCGCCCCUACAGUUUCUCGUGGACGGCCGUGAAAUGCACCCGCACGCACGAAUCGCCUCUCGUCGUCGCAUAGCAACGGCGCCAAACAACAUGGCGACUCCGCGGGAGGAGGAGGCGGCGCGCUACUUGCGGGAUCACCGAAUAGACGACCUCUUACACAGUUUAACUAGCAUGCUGUUUUUCCACAGACCGGAACGACCGCGGGAGUUUCUGAUCGAACAGCUGGAGCUGUUGAAGGCUUCCAGGCGCGGGGAGGCGCCGUGCCCUUGCCUCUUCGACGCCCCCAGUUUGGACGUGCUGUUCGGUAUACUGGACCCCACCGGCCGUGGGCACAUCAGUGCGGCCCAGUACAGGGCGGCUUUAACUACUUUAGGAGUCAAGGACUUUGAUGAGUCUCCCGAAGGUGCCUCCACAGACCAGAUAUCUCGAGAGACCUUCAAGACGGAGGCGCGAGAAGGUUUAUUAAAAAGCUCGACAACCUUUAAAGCCUUGUGAACACAUGUGUUUGUGCUUUUGUCUGUUUUACAAUGUAUCCAAAAUUAUAUUUAAAAGAAACUGGUUUUAAAUAGUCCCUUAACCACUAUGAACCUAAAAUACAGGAGAUGGCUGAGAUGUUUUACGGGUGAUGUGGAUGCAUUUUUUUUUUGGAGGGGGGGGGUGGUGGAUUUUAGGUACAGACUCCUGACAUUUAAGAUGGGCAAGCUCUUUUUUUCCAGCUGUAAUUAAUGAUAUUUAAUAAUUCUUUCUUCUCCAUGUACAUGUUAUGAUGUAUAUCUCCAGCAGCUGCAUAGCUCGAUCCUAUAAGGUUUGGUUAGUAAGUUUUGUGGCAGAACCAUUUAAAGUAGUAUGAUGGCCGAUUGUCACUACACGAGAGAAACGUAUAUGUUUAUUACAUACAUGAAUGUGAAGAGGAGGCUGAGACAAGCCGGCUGGUUUGCAAUUAGUGUCGGACACAGUGAAGCUGCCGAAACAGAAUUUACCGCAGAUCAAAUGCAAGUUCGAAUGCACCAGUAUCUUAUUUUAAUGUUACUUCGUCUGACAAAUUGUGAAACUUUAGUGCCUGACAAAUUGUAUAUGUUGUUCUCGUAGAAGGGAAAUUGUAUGCAUAAUUAAAACUGCAUUCGUUUUGGGGCUGUUGUAAAGAAACCAUGCAGAAACAAAAUAUUUUCCUGACGUUAAUUACAUUGUACAAUGUAAAAGCCACGGGUAAUACCCAUUUCUGAGUAAUAAAAGUGAAUUUUAAUUAUUUA